Molecule: messenger RNA, 4721 nt
Organism: Chelmon rostratus (copperband butterflyfish)
Lineage: Eukaryota; Metazoa; Chordata; Actinopteri; Chaetodontiformes; Chaetodontidae
Gene: npas1
Product: neuronal PAS domain protein 1
Exons: 14
Coding region: 357-2723 (788 amino acids)
Biological process (GO): regulation of transcription by RNA polymerase II
Molecular function (GO): protein dimerization activity; DNA-binding transcription factor activity, RNA polymerase II-specific; RNA polymerase II transcription regulatory region sequence-specific DNA binding
Source: RefSeq, a predicted model, not a curated record
GCGGCGAGCUGGCGAAUGGGCUGACCAAUCAUGAGCAUCAGAGGCAGACACACAGACGGAGGGAGCCUUUUGUUGUGCGCUGCACUCAUCAAGUUAGAAGACAACUACCGAUUUGGCCUGAAGAAAAUUAGGAGAUGGAGUGUUAUCCAAUCAGACUGGCCAGUGUGUGUUUAUCUGAGUGGGUGGCAGAGUUUCAGCGCCAUUCAUAAUGUCAAGUGGGACCAUGACUGCUCUUCUAUUCCCAGCCUGGCCAACCCUCUCUCAGCCUCCUGACAGUUCCAGGUCUGAGUCUGUCACAUCCUCAGCCAAUCGGAGCCUUCGUUAACAGCGGCGUCGGCACGUGAUUGGGCGGAAGGAUGGCGACCAUGCCGUUUGUCAGCGAGGGGAAGUGUGUAAGUGUGGAGUGGGAUUUCCUGCAAGGACUGCUGGCCAAGCCUCCCACCUUGCCCUGUCUCCAGAACCUGCGCAAAGAGAAGUCUCGCAAUGCGGCUCGUUCGCGGCGGGGGAAGGAGAACUUCGAGUUCUUUGAGCUGGCCAAGAUGCUGCCUCUGCCCGGGGCCAUCACCAGCCAGCUGGACAAGGCCUCCGUCAUCCGGCUGACGAUCAGCUACCUGCACAUGCGCACCUUUGCCAGCCAGGGGGACCCGCCCUGGAGCCCUCUGAUGGAGGGAGACAGCAACUGCAGCAAAGUAAGACGAUCAUCUCACUCUCUGGCUACUGACAUGUUUGAGCAGCACCUAGGGGCGCACCUCCUGCAGUCUCUGGAUGGCUUUGUGUUCGUGGUCAGUCAUGAGGGACGGUUCCUCUACAUCUCAGAGACAGUUUCUAUCUACCUGGGACUCUCACAGGUGGAGCUCACCGGCAGCAGCGUGUUUGACUACAUCCACCCAGCGGACCACGUCGAGAUGGCCGAGCGGCUGGGAAUCAGGCCCCACCUGAGGGCCGAGGCCGGCUGCCUCACGGCCCCUGACAGCGCCUCCAGCUCCGCGUCCACCUCCUCCCUAGCUGGUACCCCUGAACCUGCUCCCUCUAGUCCUCACUCUCCAGCUGAUGAUCCUCCUGACCGUGGUUUCUUCAUCCGCAUGAAGUCCACGCUCACCAAAAGAGGCCUGCACGUCAAGUCUUCCGGAUACAAGGUAAUCCACGUGACAGGGCGAAUCCGCUGCCGCCCCGCACUCGUGCCGGGCUCCACGCGCUCAGUGCGUCGGCCGAUGGGUUUGGUGGCGCUGGCGCACACGCUCCCGCCGUCCACGCUUAAUGAAGUCCGCAUGGAGAGCCAAAUGUUUGUCUUCCGAGUCAACAUGGACCUGCAGGUCACAUAUUGUGAGAACAGGAUCUCAGAGUAUAUGGAUCUGACCCCAGCAGAGGUCGUGGGACAUACCUGUUACCACUUCAUCCACGUAGAAGACCUGGAAAACCUCCGGCAGAGCCACGAGGACUUGCUGAGGAAAGGCCAGGUGGUGACCGGCUACUACCGCUGGCUCCAGAGGAGAGGAGGCUAUCUGUGGAUCCAGUCCACCGCCACCGUCUCCAUCAACCACAAAGCCCCCCACGAACGAAACGUCAUCUGGGUCAACUACGUCCUGAGUCGAACGGAGUUGCCCGACACUCCCCUGGAUCUGCUGCAGCUGCCAGAGAAUGUGAGAGCAGAGCGACUUCGAGUUAGCUCGUCCCCCACCGACGGCUCCCCGCAGGCCCGAGGUUCCUCAGGCUCGCAGCCAGUGAAGAGCUCAGCGGGGAAGAGCGACCCCGACAAUAAAGGCAGAGACAAAUUCACCGCAGCUGCCAUCCAGUCAGAGGACAGGAGGAAGCGCCUGCUGAGGUCCGAACCCGAGGGCGCUCCCCCCGAAACCCGUCGCAGGCUGGAGGAGCUCCGUCACGCGGAGGAGAGCGUGUCAGCCUCCUCUGACCUGGCGAGCGAAAGCGAGGGAGAGGAGGAGGAGACAGAGUGGGACCAGGGGACAGACAGUGACAGACUGAAACAGGAAGACGGCGGGGGAGGAGGUAAACAGAGCAGGGGAGGAGACACCCCGACCAGAGGGGAGAGGGGGGGCAGGGUGCACAACGGCCGGGCUGUGAUCCAGCAGCUGAAGAGUGUAGUGACCCCGUCUCCCCUGCCCGGCAGCCCCAGCAUCAAGACUGAGCACGAAGCCUUGACCGCCGGGGGGCGCUGGGGCAGCCUCAACGGCGACAGCCCCACCACCCCGAUCCCCGACUCUUCCUCCAGCAGUGAGGCCCCCCCAAAGGGGUUGUUCACUCCCCCGUCCCCGGCUUUGUCCCCCGCCAUGUCCGUGUCCUCCCCGCUGCCCCGAGAUGAGAGGGUCGUGUCGGGGGUGGUCAGUCGGAGCGGUGGUGGUGCAGGUAGCGGCCCUGACUUUGAGCUGCUCCAGAGACUGGCUGCGGGCGGCGCAGCGGGGCGGGUCCUCUUCCACCCCCUCGCCCUCGGCCCGCAGGGCCCGCAGAGCCUCUACGCUCCCAGCACUAUCCGCUACGCUCCACCUGAGCUGCCCCCCUCCCACCACCACAGCGCGGGACACAGCGAUGGCCUGCAGCUACGCUCGGACCACCACAAGGGACCCCCGCCAGCCUUCUUCCCCCACCUACAGCGGUUGGCCGGCUUGCCACCCUUCAGUGGUUUCUCCCCGUCUGACAGCCCUUUCUCCUCCGGCCUGCCCUUCUGUAUGAAUGGACUGAGGGGGGCUGCAGGCUCUGAGGAGGACUGAGACUCGGAGGGGAGGAGGUGAAAGGAGAAGAUAAAAAUGAAGGACGGAGCAGAGUGACAGACCAGAAAGAGAGACAUUGAAAAGGGCAGGAGAGACAGAAGUGGCAGGACAUUAAGCCUCUGAGGACGUUACUAAUUGGACAAUGAGUUGAAUAACUGCGAUCUAAAAUAUGUGACAAGUCGAUGCCGUAGGGAAUUAUUGUGUCUGCCUGUUGUGGACAAGUGACAGUGACUCUCAGAGAAACCAGGACAUGGAAACUUUUGACUGGUUGUCCCUCAUGACUUUCCGUCUCUACAAUAAUGAACUCUGCUCUGUGUCUUUCUCUAGACGACUGUGUUGAUUUCUGUGUCUCUUCCACUCAGAGAAGCCAUAUUGUACAUAGAGACAAAAACCAUAAAGACCCUCAGCUCACAUCCUCCUCACUGUCACUCCAAUUAACCCAAUUAACCCUAAAGCCAGUAGAAAGAGAUGAACAGAGAUGUCUGUAGGAAGGAAAGUGACUUUGGAAUAUAAAUUUUUAAUAUUGCAGUAUUAUAAAAAGCAUCUCUUACACUGAGAUCCAGGUGAGACGCUGAUUGUUGGGUCUCCCUUAAAAUCGAUGGAGACGGCCCUCUGGUGUUUUUGUAUUGAGAUUCAAAAUAAUAAGAAUAAUGAUAAUGGAGAAAAAAAAUCCAAGUAGUCAUCAGUCAGCCAUACUUAAAGCACACUGUUGGGACAAAAAUAUGAAUAAUGUAGUCCCAGACAUUCCAUUAUGUAUAAGGGAAGAAAAUGCAAUGCAGACAGGACGCUUUUUCUGUUGUCUGAUCAUAGGUACGUCUUUUGUUUAACUGAGUAUUAAUUAUAGUAUAUUAUGUAUGAUGCUGCGGUUGUGUUUGUGUAUGAAAGCCAUAUUUCUUUGUUUAUUUCUAAAGGUUUUUUUUAGCGAUUCUUGAUAUUUUCCACCAGAUAAAACAGAUGGAAGGAUGGUGUGAAAAAUGUGUCUGGACGGACAGAAUGACUGGAUGCACGAUAUCGUCCAAAUUUUUAAUUGUUCUCUAAAAGAAGAUGUUUCUGAAAAUGUUUUUAGGAGAGGAAACGGUGCUGGACAGAAGUGUUAAUUAUCAUUCACACCUCUGUGUUUUUCUGAGCACUUACUGAAACUCAAAGCACUUCAUCACUUAAAAGUCACUGUGUGAUCCUGUUAAAACAGAAAGCGAUGCAAGAGUGGUCACUAAUAUCACAGCCUGACCGCGGCGUAGCGGAGGGGAUGAGCAGUCACUUAAAAAGGCGGAGAAACAAACAGACCACGUGUGGUCAUUAAAAGACGACCGUCAGAGGUCAAUAAAAAGAGACGUGGAAUUAUUCUGUGAUCGGUUUCAGUUCAGUUCAGUCGGCUGGAAAAUAAAAGUUUUAGAUCCAAAAGUGGAAACAUGAAACACUUAAAAUGUGUGUUUCAGGCUGAGUGAUUGGAGUUCCUCUCAGGACUGAAAAAACAAACAAAUACAAAACACUUUUUAUGUGACAAAAAAAAAAUGAAAUAACAGUUUUUUAAAUUAGUGCUCAGAAUAUUUUAUCUCCCAUUUGAACUGGAGUCACAGACAAUUUUUUUUGCGGUUGUCUGAAAGAUACUCAAACAUUUGAGAAUCUUCUUUCCUAAAUGUGAUCAUUAACAUUUGGCCUCUUUUUGACAAAACGCUGGUGUCAGUACGGUCAUUAAGGAUAGUCACAUUUUUCACAGUAAUAAUCAAUGAGGUAAAAACAUCAGAUCAUUCUCCAGCACUUUGGAAUUAAAGUCAUUCAAACUGAUCUAUCGUGUGAUAAAUUUACGCUAUCUGUCUGCACAAUGUUGCCAUAAUGACAGGUAGUAUACGUGUGGUGUAUUUGUUUUGCUUCCAAAUUGAGAUUAUGGUCUGUCUGACCCGAGGGCUCAGUUUAGGAGGAAAUCUCUGAAGUCUGACAGAUAAAAAAACACGUAUAAAUUCUAAUAGUUCAGAUCCGACGUGCACUACUCACACCGUA